GCGCACUAGAUCUAUCCACCAACAUGGCGCUGGCUAAGUCCGUCUACAAUCUGCUCUUCAGGAGAACGUCCACUUUCGCCAUAACCAUCAUGGUCGGAGCAGUCUUCUUUGAACGACUCUUCGACCAAGGUGGCGACGCGAUUUUUGAGCAAAUGAAUCGUGGGAAACUAUGGAAACACAUUCAACACAAUUACGAGAAGAAAGAGGAAGAAUAGGACACCGCGGGGUUACCCAAGGCUGAAGUGCUACUGUUGUCACACUUCCAUCAUCCAUUCUUCCUGGACCCCAUAACUUUACGACUGAACCUCACACACCAGUCAACAUGGACAGUGUGCUUCAAGUCCACCCCGGUGUGACCUGCGGGGGCUGACGAACUGUCCAGACCACCAUGAAGAAGGAGCGAUGCUUCCUGUCACCACCUUUCUUGCUGUCGUGUGUAAAGCCUUCGUUCUCCCCACAGAUUGUAAAUUGUUAAAUUAAACGUGUUAAUGUCAUACAUAUA
Messenger RNA from Gasterosteus aculeatus aculeatus (three-spined stickleback), 502 nucleotides. It is a transcript of the gene uqcr10, whose product is annotated as ubiquinol-cytochrome c reductase, complex III subunit X. Gene Ontology annotation, biological process: mitochondrial electron transport, ubiquinol to cytochrome c. The record is from RefSeq and is a predicted model, not a curated record. Lineage: Eukaryota; Metazoa; Chordata; Actinopteri; Perciformes; Gasterosteidae. Gene Ontology annotation, cellular component: respiratory chain complex III.